Phycodurus eques (leafy seadragon) is the source of this 1308-nucleotide messenger RNA. RefSeq names its product ras-related protein Rab-11B-like. The record is from RefSeq and is a predicted model, not a curated record. NCBI's taxonomy places the organism in Eukaryota, Metazoa, Chordata, Actinopteri, Syngnathiformes, Syngnathidae. The coding region runs from base 82 to 834 and encodes 250 amino acids. Gene Ontology annotation, cellular component: recycling endosome. Gene Ontology annotation, molecular function: GTP binding; GTPase activity. Gene Ontology annotation, biological process: regulated exocytosis; constitutive secretory pathway. The transcript is spliced from 5 exons.
GUUAGAAGGCGGAGAUUGUCUGUUGUUGGGCAAUAUUUGGAAAAGUAACAGUCAGACACUAAUCUCCACACACACACAAAAAUGGGAAACCGAGAUGACGAAUACGAUUAUUUAUUCAAAGUUGUGCUGAUCGGAGACUCCGGGGUGGGCAAGAGCAACCUUCUCUCGCGCUUCACCAGAAACGAGUUCAACCUGGAGAGCAAGAGCACCAUCGGAGUGGAGUUCGCCACCCGCAGUCUGCAGGUGGACGGCAAGACCAUCAAGGCUCAGAUUUGGGACACGGCCGGACAGGAACGCUACCGAGCCAUCACCUCGGCGUACUACCGGGGCGCGGUGGGCGCUCUGCUGGUGUACGACAUCGCCAAGCACCUGACGUACGAGAACGUGGAGCGCUGGCUGAAGGAGCUGAGGGACCACGCCGACAACAACAUCGUCAUCAUGCUGGUGGGAAACAAGAGCGACUUGCGACACCUCAGGGCCGUGCCCACCGACGAAGCGCGGGCAUUCGCUGAAAAGAACACGCUGUCGUUCAUCGAGACCUCCGCCUUGGACUCCACAAAUGUGGAAGAAGCCUUCAAGGACAUCCUCACAGCGUGUCUGCUUCCUUCGCAGAAAUCUACCGCAUCGUGUCCCAGAAACAAAUAUCAGACAGAUCGGCACACGACGACUCCCCGGGCAACAACGUGGUGGACAUCAGCGUGCCGCCCACCACUGACGGACAGAGGGGCAACAAAGUGGCAUGCUGCCAGAAUUUGUGAACUCUUUCUUUCACACCCCCGCACCCUCCUCCUUACUUCGACUUCAUUCACAUUCCCAUUGACCCUGUCGCGUUGAGAGCGGCGGCGAGGGUAUGUGAAGCGUUUCCUGAUUCCCAGACAUCGGAAGUGUGGAAUCCUACGCCCCGUUUCGGAGCAGACACGAUGCCCGGAAGCAGAGCGGUCGUGACUGUCUUGACCCACAAGUAUGAAAGCGAUCCAGUUUUUAUCACACACACACUAAAGCAGGACACAUGCAAUCAUGAGCAGCUGCUUUUCAAGAUUCUAAAAUCAAACGUGAGGGAAUUAAUGUUGAUAAAAGCAUACGAUCGACCACACGUUGGCAUGUCCAAUCAUUUCCAUGUUUUUUUUUUUUUUCGCUGCUCUCUUCCUAAUAACAUUUCAAUGGUAAAAUGAUUCACACGCUCUCUUGAGCAAUAUCCCGUAAUUGUUUUAGUAGUGCAGGGAAGGGUAUGCGUGACUUGUGUGUGUCAGAUAUAUUUCAUGUAAAAAUUGCUGAUGCAUCAAUAAAGGCUAUGGCAAAUGUAUUUUU